CGACACCCUUGUGUUUCACAGAAGUGUUUCAUUCCUGAAGAGGCCUGGACUGCACACCACAGAGACAGCAAAUCCCCACCAACUGUCGUAGUGGACUCCAAGAGACACUCUGAGUAACUUCCUUGUUUGGACAGCCGGAACCAGGAAUGCCGAGAAAUGGCCACGUCUCCCACCACCAACUCUAGCAUUUAAGAAAUAAAGACAAUAAUGCUGAAGAAUCGUAUGUGAUUUCAUGUGAAUAAUACUGAAAUGAGCCUCAAGGAAGAAGAAAACCCAAAGACUGGCCUGAAAGAUGUUUUUGGCAUACUAGUGAAAACACCUCAGGAGCGCCUGCAAAGUUUGACAUACAAGUUGAGAGACUCUCCUGAAGAUAACAUCAUACAUGGCUUGUGUCUGAUAAUUCUCCAUAAAGAGGUACAGGCCCUAAAAAAAUUCCAAAUGCUGAAGGACAACUGCCUUGCAAAGGAUCUGGCUGAAAAAUGGCACAUGAGUGGAGGAAAAUUAGAGGAUUUUGCAGUUCGCUGUGGUCACCUUGAUGAAUCUCAUGCAGAUUCUUUGGUGUUACUGGCUCGAAUUUUUAAAGUUUUGUCAGAAGAAGGCCUGUGUGAUCCACUACUGAGAGAUCUGGCAUAUAAGCGAGCCCUUUUUACCGGUUUCCAAAAGACAAAUAAAUGUGAAAAUCUAGAAUAUAAUCAGUUUAAAGAGGAAGCUAUGGCUGUCUGUGGGCCCCAGUUUGCAGAGAUGUUUAGCUCCUUCAGAGACCUCAAGUUAAAUUCUGAUCAGGAUCUUUAUAACAGCCUGGAUGAAGGAAACACAGCUCUAACAUUAAGUUUGUCUAAGAGUCCGUCACAGAGCUCUGAGUGCCUGCCCAGCCCACUGAAGGCCGGCAGCCUAAUGCCUUCAUAUCCGACUCAUCUAGAGAUAAGUAUAGCCCCCACAGCCACUUUUCAAGAGGAAAAAAUAACUCAAGGAACUUCAGCAGAUACUAACCCAAGCACUGCUGUUACUCUUGAUAGUGGACAGGCAAUGCCAAAAGCUGGUGGGCAUUGUCAGUCAUCUGAAGAGUCUCAGCUUAAAUCCAAUGAUCCUCAAAACUCAAAGACUGUUACAGGCUCAGCAGCCGGCAGCUCUAAGUCAGGUGGUCACAGCAUCCAGCUCCAGAAUCCAAAUCAAGCUUCGGUGCCAGCAACUCAUCCAAAAUGUGCACUUCCUUCUGCAUCAAAUGUGACUGUUUUGGAAAAAAAGCUUGAAAGUUUAUGUGCGGAAGAAGAGGAAGAGGUGAAAUUUUACUCAUUUGUCAUCCUGCAUGCACCAGAAGAUGCAGAUGUGGCCGAUAGGAUUAAGGAAAGAAUAGAGUCUGCCAUUAGUUGUGAAGGGGCGACUUUUUCGGAAGAUUUUUCCAUCCCUGGAAAGAGCACUCUGAUGUCUAUAGAGGAUGCUAUCAGCAACUCUGCCUACACUUUGCUCCUGCUCACUCAGAACUUCAUCACUAGUGGUCUUCUGGAGAUGAAGGCGAACUCAGCUCUCAUCAAUUCCAUAUACAACAAACAUAAGCGUGACACUGUUAUCCCUCUGCUGCCAAGGGAGAACAGCAUACCCAGGGACAGCAUACCUUUAGUUCUGAGGACUUUGGUUGCACUUGAGGAGAACAACAGGUUUGACACAAGAAUACAAAAAGCAUUGUCUCGAGGAAGAAUUGAAACACAGAGGGAAGUUUGGGAGAAGGAGCAGAAAGUAAAAAGAAUGAGGGAGAAACAGGAGAGAUUGAAAGUCUUGAACCGAAAACAAGAACAGGUGAAUGAGGAGAGUAGAAGAAUACAGCAGCUGGAACAGGAACAUCUAGAGCUUUUACGGCAACAAAGGUCUCGUUUUCUUAGACCCACGGACGUUCCACCAGGACAUCACAGAGAGGAUGGCGUGGCUUGGUGGCAGCAAACUCCAAGCAUCCAUAUUGAAAAUGCUCAGUACAUUAUGAUUGGUAACAACUCUCACAUGAAUGUAGAACAUGGUGGGGGAGCCGAAAGAGAUGACUUCAUUCACAGAGAGGAGGAGCAAUAAACAUAACUGGAGCUGAUGUGCAGAAAAUUAGAGUAGUAAUCAUAUUUAAUGAACACUACAGAUGUCACAGCUAUUGUUCACUAAUUACAGAUUGUACUUUUAUUUAACUAGCUUGUGAAAGGAAAUGCAUUAAAACUGUCUUAGUAGCAAUUAGGUAUCAUGUAAUGUGUGAUUUGAGGAGCACUAUUAAGAUAUAGCCCACUCAGCAGAGGUUUUACAACCUUUGAGCUUUGAAGGUCAGUGUGUGGCAGUGCAGCGCCAUCUACUGACCAAUGUAUGCUGUAACGUGUUCCCUGACUUUGACUGUAUGAACCAACUUUGGACACUAGGAGGCAGUACCAACACACACUUCUUUUUGCUCCAGCAGGAGCUUAUGAAGUGCCUGAAAUCUGAACUUUUGGAUUCAUGUUUAUUAUUUUAAAGAAUGUAUACAAGCUGUGUAAAGGUGCAAGUGUGGUAAACAGUAGGUGUAAAGCAUUUAUCAGGGGGUCAGGUGGUCACACUCACUUCACUAGAUUUUCCUCCUCUUGAAGUUUUUUUUUUUUUUUUUCUUUUCUUAACCCUUUCAUGCAUGGUGGUCACUCCAGUGGACAGUUAUUCUACAGCUGUUCUCUUGUAUAUUCGUGGGUUUUGUU
This is a messenger RNA of Sphaeramia orbicularis (orbiculate cardinalfish), 2693 nucleotides long. RefSeq names its product TIR domain containing adaptor molecule 1 (gene ticam1). Bases 250 to 2058 code for a protein of 602 amino acids. Gene Ontology annotation, cellular component: endosome. The transcript is spliced from 3 exons. Lineage: Eukaryota; Metazoa; Chordata; Actinopteri; Kurtiformes; Apogonidae. Gene Ontology annotation, molecular function: signaling adaptor activity. Gene Ontology annotation, biological process: TRIF-dependent toll-like receptor signaling pathway; positive regulation of type I interferon production; positive regulation of canonical NF-kappaB signal transduction. The record is from RefSeq and is a predicted model, not a curated record.